UUGCUUUUCCGGUGGCUCUUAUAUAGAUAAACACGCAGAUCUACUGGCUUCCGUACAUUGACAUAGCCCUCAAAAUUCGUUCUGCUAAGUUGUCUGUUUGUAGAUUGGUGCCUGUGUGAACAGGGUUAUCGUAUUACGAGCGUUUGAUUUUACUAGACAAAAGUUGCUAGGUCACAAUUAGAUUCGGCUGAGCGGAACAUCGACAAAAUGUCGACUACUUCACAGAAGCAUAAGUCGUUCGUCUCCGAGCCCAUGGGCGAAAAACCCAUCACUGAUGUUGCCGGCAUCGGCGAGGUGUUGGGCAAACGUCUUGUUGCUAAGGGAUUCGAUAAGGCGUACAUCCUCCUAGGGCAGUUUCUUGUCCUCAAGAAAAAUCAAGAGCUUUUCACUGAGUGGCUCAAGGAUAUUUCCGGAGCCAAUGCAAAACAGGCAACUGAUUGCUUCCAGUGUCUAAAGGACUGGUGCGAUGAAUUUCUGUAGACCUCAAUAUGUCUACAAAAGUUUAAACACAUUUAUAUAUAUAUAUAUAUAAACUGUUUAUUGUAAUUGAGAAAACAUAAGUUUUUGGAAAAUAUAUUUGAGAAAAAAAUUGUGAAUAAACAUGUAUGUUUUCCAGAAAACGUUAGUUAAAUCAGAACGCAUUUGAAGUUCCCGUUUUGCGAAAAACAAAAAUUAUGAUGGGAUUCACUUCGUUAGCGCCCUCUACCGGCACUAUAAUCAAGUAUUUCGGUGAAGAUCAAUAUAUCAAUACUCAGGAGUAGUACCCUGUAUGUAAGCUUUCUACCUUGAAGCUAUACGUAAUGGCUAGUCCCUGUCUUGUUUAAUAUUUUACUGGUGGUUGGGCCAUACCGACCGUAAACAGCUUUUACGAUUACAAUUGAGUAAGCAGUGCAUUUUUAAAUUUGUUACAAGUGACAUUGAUGAUUAUUCAUAUAAGUUUACGAUCCACUUAGGGACCCGGUAACGAAAUGGGCCCGAAAACAUUUUCAAGAUUAUGACAGGGGACACAUUUUCUCCGAAAAAGCUUUUAUUGCUGACCAAUUAAGCGUAAAACAAGUAGUGUAACUGAAUGACAACAAUAGUGACGAACUAUGAAAACGCUCUUAAACCGAUUUCAUCUUCGUAAGGUAGUAGCUAUUCCCUGCUACACCAUCAUCACUACUAUUGCCGAAUCUCCUGUAGGGAGAGAUUUGUAGCUAUUAUUGCUCACUGAAACUCUGACUGAAUAUUCAUUCAUCUUUCUAUUAUAAUGUAUCAAUCGUUUCUCACAUUUAAGAAUGCAAUUAGAGUAAAUAAAUGGUAGUAACAAUAUAACGAUGGUAAGGAAUUUGCGCUUUUUCAGACAAGGGGCCAAAAGUUCAUUAUGUAUUUGACUGCAAGUAAUUUAUGGACAAGUCGCUUUUCAAAUAGUCGUUUGAGUAAAGUCUUGCAUAAAUGACACACAUAAUUUAUCAGAGUUCUAAAUAAAUGAGUGAAUUCCACGUAACUGA
Varroa destructor (honeybee mite) is the source of this 1490-nucleotide messenger RNA. RefSeq names its product barrier to autointegration factor (gene baf). NCBI's taxonomy places the organism in Eukaryota, Metazoa, Arthropoda, Arachnida, Mesostigmata, Varroidae. The record is from RefSeq and is a predicted model, not a curated record. Gene Ontology annotation, molecular function: DNA binding. Gene Ontology annotation, cellular component: nucleus; condensed chromosome. Gene Ontology annotation, biological process: chromosome organization.